Phycomyces blakesleeanus NRRL 1555(-) is the source of this 687-nucleotide messenger RNA. RefSeq lists its product as hypothetical. Gene Ontology annotation, molecular function: nucleic acid binding. NCBI's taxonomy places the organism in Eukaryota, Fungi, Mucoromycota, Mucoromycetes, Mucorales, Phycomycetaceae. Bases 1 to 687 code for a protein of 228 amino acids. The record is from RefSeq and is a predicted model, not a curated record. The transcript has 4 exons.
AUGUCCGAGCAGCACAGAAAUGGAUUAAACGUUAUUACGAAGACCCUGAAAGCAUCUUCGAAAAGAAGAGAAAGUCAGAAUCCUUCUGCUGUUGUAAUUGAAGUGGCAGAAAGUUUAACACAAAAUUUUGCGGAUCUUAAUGCUUCUCAUAGCACUAUUUAUAACUUUAUGACAACUGAGUGCAAUCUAUCUAUUAAGCAGGCGCAAUUCCAGCCUGUAGAAAGAAACAACGAAGAAAAGAUUCAACAAAGGUACCAUUGGGUACAAAAGUGGCAGCAAACUGACUUGGAUUUCACAACAAAUUGCGUCUUUCUUGAGGAGUCAGCCUUUCAUAUCAAUUUGAAACGAGGUAUGGCCUGGUCAAAGAAGGGAACUCCCGCCGUAAUUACAGUGCCUACAACUAAAGCAAACGCAACAUCGAUUUUAGGUGCAAUAUCUGCAACUGGUUUAAUCAAUGCCACUCUUGAUGAAAUGGACAAGUAUCCCGAUAUGAAGGGACAUUACCUUGGCAUGGAUAACGCUCCUAUCCACAGCUCAAGUGAUAUAGUGCUUUCCAAGGCUUUGUUUCUCAUUCUGCUAAAUGCUUUGACAAGUGUCUCCACAAAGAGAGACUAUAAAAUAUCCAAUGCAAAUAAAAAAAAACGCGCAACUCAACGCUCAACUCAACGCAACUCAACGCUCAACUAA